AGAGUAUAUCGAGAUCUUUCUGUGUGUAUUGCUUUUACAAUAUGUAAUAUGGCUGUAGGCAAUAUACUGAUUUCACCUUGUUGUCUAUCAACAAAGACACCGUAUUCUGUCUGUCUCCUGAGAACUAAGCAACAGCAAAGCUGAUUUAAGAAAGUUUAUGGAUGUUUGCUCUGCACCUUCACCAAGGAAAAGAUUUUCCCCAUCUUCUGUUGAGUGCAUGUCUGACGUCAAUGCUCAACUUCAUCCAAAUAACCAGUAUUUAAGUUUAACUAAAGCAGAGCCCUCUGGAUCACUACAAAAUACAGAUGAGGCAGGGGACAGAUUGCUAGGAGUAGGGGGUGGGGCGGAAUGGGACCCUGACAUGGGAUACUGUUCCCACAGUACUUCUAGCAGUUGUCAUUACACUGAGCAAGGAACAGAGUUGGAUUAUUGCCAGUCUAAUCAGUCAGAUUGUUCAGAUGUUGAAUACAAUGGAUUUGUGCAGGGAACAGAUAAAAUGGAGGACGUAGUGCAGCACUUUGGAAACUAUUUCCAAGGACAAUUUCAUCAAGUACUUCAUCAUUUGAAAACUUCAGUUCACAGUAUUUUGAACGAACAGCAGGAUCAUCUGAGACACAUUAUUGACUUUGUAGGCGAAUCAAAUCAGAAUAGUUCUGAAAAUCUUCAUGAUGAGAAGAAUUCCCUGCCUUUCAAUGAGGAAAGUAACAGCCAGGUGUUGCCCUUGUGUACCAGCACAGCAUUCAAUCUGGAGGAGAUGGAUGCACUACCUCCCAUUGAUGACAACGAAUUCUCAGAUUUCUAUUGGACGCCUGAAACAAGACAGCCUGACCAAUCACAAAGCAGUUACAUUAGUGAAUUUCAAUCAAGCCUAGAACAACCCUGCAUGAGUUCUGUUAACCAAACUCUGGAGGAACCAAAAGAAAGACUUUUGCUUCAUGUAUUUUCACUGACUUGUGAUGUGAACAACCUUUUACACAAACCAGAGUUUAAAACUUGACAGUCUUUUACUAUUAAAUUAUUGAUGUGUCUACA
Ostrea edulis (European flat oyster) is the source of this 1032-nucleotide messenger RNA. RefSeq lists its product as uncharacterized. Lineage: Eukaryota; Metazoa; Mollusca; Bivalvia; Ostreida; Ostreidae. The record is from RefSeq and is a predicted model, not a curated record. The transcript is spliced from 8 exons. The coding region runs from base 158 to 997 and encodes 279 amino acids.